Messenger RNA from Condylostylus longicornis, 4314 nucleotides. RefSeq names its product protein peste-like. Gene Ontology annotation, cellular component: membrane; cytoplasm. The transcript has 8 exons. The record is from RefSeq and is a predicted model, not a curated record. Gene Ontology annotation, molecular function: scavenger receptor activity. The coding region runs from base 834 to 2525 and encodes 563 amino acids. NCBI's taxonomy places the organism in Eukaryota, Metazoa, Arthropoda, Insecta, Diptera, Dolichopodidae.
UUAUAAUGUUGUGAGAUUUUAAUGUGCUGCGCAGUUUUUUUUUUAUUAGAGUUGUUUCAAAUAUUAAAAUAAAAAUUUUUGUUGUUGUUAAUUUUUGUUUUUCUAUUUUUAUUCAGUAAAUACAAUUUUUUUUUUAAAUUAGACCUUGUAAUCUAAGAAUAAAUUUUCGUUAUAAUUUUCUAUUAAUUUAAAUGAAAAUAUAAAAAUUAAAGAGUGCUUUCUAAACAGCGCUAUCGGAGAAGAUCAUCGUGUUUAUCGUCUUCUUUAUUCUUUAUUUAAUAAAAAAAAUCAUAUUUAAGUUUAUAUUUUUUAUUUAUUUAAUAUUUCAUAUUUUUUUUUCUAUUUUGAAAAAGAAAACAAUUUUGAAAUCACAUGUUAUAUUUUUUGUUAAUACAUUUUAAAUAUAUUUAAUGUAUCAAUGUAUGAGUGGACAUGAGAUAAAAUGAUGACAAUAAAAAAAUUCUCGUUUCUAUUAUUCUUUUAGCAUAAAAAAGAAAAAUGUUCGGUAAUUCAAUAAAAAAAAUAUACGGAAGUUAAGUUUUCAUUAAGUUUAACGAACUUUAUUUAAAUAUUAAAAUUUAAUCAUUUAGAUAGAUACUUUUUAUACCAAUAAAUUUCUUAUAUUUUUAAGAAUUGUGUUAUUUGAUAAAAAUUAGAGACUUAAAACAUAAUUAUUAAUCAAUAACGUUUCCAUCCAUUUAUGGUUCUUCUUUAUUUUUGGGUUUACUAAUUCCCUAUAAAUCAAAAUCAAUAGUCCAUUGGGAAAAAAACUAUUAAAGACAAUUUUAAUUUAACUGUGAUUUAAAAGAAAUUCUAUAUACAGACAUCUGAAAAUGCGUUGCGGCGACUAUUUUACAAAACGAUGUACUUUGGGUACAAUCGGUUUAACUUUAGCUGGUCUAGGAUUUAUGAUGGCAAUGUUUUGGGCAGACUUUUUCACAUUAUUAUUAGGAAAGGAACUGGCUUUACGAUCAAAUGGUAGGACUUAUGAUGCAUGGAAACAACCACCAAUACCAUUAAAUUUAGAUAUAUACAUGUAUAAUUGGACAAAUCCACAUGAAAUAAAAAAUAAAUCAGUAAAACCUAGAUUUCAAGAACUGGGUCCAUACCGUUUCAUUGAUAAACCCGAUAAAGUUGAUAUAGUAUUCCAUCCAGAAAAUUCAACAGUAAGCUAUCGUAGAAAAAAUGAUUUUUACUUCGAUGCUGAAGGUAGUAAAGGAUCAUUAAACGAUCAAAUUAGUACACUAAAUGUUGUUGCAUUGUCAGCUGGUGCUAAAGGUAAAUGGUGGUCCUCCUUAUUACGAACUACUAUUUCUAUUGGUUUAAAUGCAUUUAGUCAACCAAUUUCUGUACAAAAAACCGCUGAUGAACUUCUUUUUACUGGCUAUGAGGAUGAUAUGAUUGAUGUCGCAAGAGAAAUGCCACUUUUUGGUGAUGAUGUAGAAGUUCCUUUCGAUAGAUUUGGCUGGUUUUACACAAGAAAUGGUAGUGCAGAUUUAAUGGGUCACUUUAAUGUUUAUACUGGCGAAGAAGACAUUGGAAAUGUUGGACAAAUGUAUACUUGGAAUUACAAAACUCAUUCAGGUUUUUUUCCUGAUCAAUGUGGUAUGAUAAAUGGAUCUGGAGGAGAAUUUUAUCCGCCAAAAUUAAAAAUUGGUGGUUCUAUUUCACUAUUUACACCAGACAUGUGUAGAAGUUUAACAUUAGAUUACGUUGAAACAACGACAGUAUAUGGUAUUGAAGGUUAUAAGUACAGCGGGGGUCUAAGAUCUGUGGACAACGGGACACAAUAUCCAGAAAACCGAUGUUUUUGUGGCGGAACAAAGGAUAGUACAUGUGUUCCUUCAGGUGUGAUGAAUAUUUCAUCAUGUCGUUUUGGCACGCCAGUUUUCAUGUCAUAUCCGCAUUUCUUUAACGCCGAUCCCUUUUAUAUAAAUCAAGUUGAAGGUAUAACUCCACCGGAUCCUGAAAAGCAUGAGUUCUAUAUAAUUCUUGAGCCAACUACAGGCGUUGCGCUAGAAGUUGCAGCACGUUUCCAAUUAAAUAUAUUAAUUGAAGAGUUUCCGGGAAUCAGUUUAUAUCGUGGAGUACGAAAGAGUUACCUUCCUCUGUUAUGGUUUGAACAAAAAGUAAAGAUUCCAGAAGAAGUCGCACAUGAACUAAAAUUCAUUCCAACAGUGGUUAUGAUCGGUCAUAUAAUUGCUGGGGUUAUUUUUGCGAUUGGUUUAAUUAUGGCAUUUUGGGUUCCAAUAAAUAAUUGUAUUCGAAGAUGUCAUGGUGAACUAAAAUGUAAUAACAAAACACCAAAACCAAAAUCAACAAAAUUAUUACCGUUAGUCGUAAAACCUUCACCUAUUGCUAGUAAAAAUGAUAACCAAGCUAAAGACUCAAACCAUAAGUAUCCUGAAGUUUCUCCAUUAUUACAAAAAAAGGAAAAAGAAACUGUAACAAACCCAGCUAUAGUAUUGUCGUCCUCAAAUGAAGAAAAAGAAAAACUAAGAUUAAAUUCUAAAGAAAAUGUUUAAGUGCCAUUUACGAGUACAUACGUUAGAAUUUAUAAGUUCGUGUAAGAAUUUUUAAGACAUGAAUUUUGUAAUUAAGAAAAAGAAAACAUUGUAAUAUAAUUAUGUAAUUUCGUAUAUAAGAAUUAUUCAUAUGUGAUUUAAAAACUCAAUUAAAAUAUGUGUAAGUUAAAAAUAAAUUUGUACAUUUAAGAAAAAAAAAUUGAAUUGAAAUGAUUAAAUUGAUAAAAUUAUUGAGUUCCUUAAAAUAAGUUGAUUUUCUAAUCUUAAAAAAAAUAAAACUUGAGUUUUGUAUUACAUACAAUAAAAUUUUAUAAUAUUAUUUUAAAAGUUAAUUAAAUGUUUUAAAGUCUUUAAACUUAUUAUAAGAUCAAAUUAAAGAAAAAAUUAAAUUUAAAUUUCAGUAAAAAUUAUCCAAACUGCAUAAUGAAUUCUAAGUUCUAAUUUUUAAUAAUCUCGGAAAUGAAGAAGAAUAAGAUUAGAAAAUUUUUACAAAUUACUCAAACUUAUAAAAAAUUAUUGUAAAAUAUUGACUUUUCUUGUAUACAUGCACUUAAAUAAUAUGAAUGCAAAUUAUUGAAAUAAGAUUCUAUAAUACUACAUAUAAGUUUUUGUUCAUUCCAAGAAAGUAUUUUUGUUGUUUUGCUAGUUUCUCCCAGCUGUUGAGAAUAUUGAAUAGACUUUAAGUUUAAUACAAAAUAAUUUUAUCAAAUAUUAUAAUAUUAAACUAAAUACAUUAUAAUAAUCCAUGUACAGAUUUUAAGAGCAUUUGUCAUUAAAUUUUUUUUUCUAUAAUUUUGAUCAAAAUCCUAUUUCGUAUAUCGUAUAAGCAAUAUGUUCAUGCGUACCAUUAUUUAAAAUUUUAUAUUUUCAUACUAUAUUAAGAACAAAAUCAAUUUUAUUAAAAAAAUGUUACAAAGCUAAUAGAACUGAAAUUACUAAAAUAUUGGUGCAUAAAUAAAAAACACAGUAUUGUGACUAUUGUACAUACAUAGGUAGCUUUCGAAAUUAAACUUUUUUGAUUUUAGAAAUAUUUUUGUUGUAAAAGUCAUACAAAAUUAUAUUGAAAUUUUAAUCUAGAAAUAAAAAUGAAAACACAAUUUACAGUAAAGUAUCUACCUACAUUUAUUGUAUACACUAUAUAAAAAAAAUAUGCAUUUUCGACAUUAGGUUUAAAAAAUUUUUUAAAAUAUUCAAUUAGAAUUUGAAUAAUUAUUUUCAAAAUUUUUGUUACCUAAAUACAUAUGUAUAAUUAAAUAUAAGUAAAGUUGGUGCAAGAAAAAAUUACAUGACAAUUGUUAUAAAAAGAAAAAACAACUUAAAUAAAAUUUACAUAUUAUGUAUGUAUAUCUUCCAAGUUUUUCUUUAAUAAUUAUUUUAAAAUAUUUUAAUUAAAGUACGAUUUUGUAGUUUUCAAGGGAUUUCAUAUUUUCCAUAUUAAAACAUAUGCAUAUAAGUGAAAAAUUGUUUACACGUAUGUAUGUAUACAAAAGAGGUAUAUCCCUUGCUUUACCAGAAAAACAGAGCUAUACUCAAAUAAAAUAUGAAGAAAAUUGUGAUAAAAUUACACUAGAAUGAACGGAUACAUAGAAAUAAAAAUAUACAUACAUAGAAAUAAUUAUUAAGAAAAUAUACAAUAUGUAUUUAUAAAAAAUUUAAAAUAAAACAAUAAUUUAUGACAAAAUAAUGUUACCCAAAAAUAUUCUAAAAAUUUAUAUUUUUAUAUCCAAUAGUAUGUAAUUAUUGUUAUAACAUAGUAUAAGUGGAAAUAUUAAAUACAAUAUUUGUACAU